CAAUACAACGUGUAAGGUGGGAAAUGUUAUUAUCUACGAAAAACCAAAGAGAAAGUUGCGAAGUGGUACUGUAUUAAGUGGGGCUUGUCUAAGGGGGCAUUUACCAGGAAGGGAGUAGCCUUAGUGGGCGUUUACCACGGCCUAGUUAUCCUAAAAUCGCAGAAAAUAACGUCCACCUAACCAUAGGAUUAAGCGCUGUAAGAAGAGAAGUAAAACAUUGAUAUUGCAAUGAGAAAGAACGCGCCGUUAAUAUUUUGUGAAUCAGAAUUGUUGUUGUUUUUGUUUUUUGUUGUUGUUUUUUGUUGUUGUUUUUUGUUGUUGUUGUUGUUGUUGUUGUUGUUGUUGUUGUUUUUUUAUGUUGUUUUUUUUCGUUGUUGUUGUUAUCUCUUUUUUCCUCUUUUUCUUGUUUUCUUUAAAUUCUUUUUGUUGCUUUACUUUCCUUUUUUCUUAUAACAAAAAAACAAACAAAAAAAAUGAUUGGUUUCCCAUCUUUUCUUUAUUACAUUGAAAAUUUAAUUUUGUUAGCAUACAAAGGCCGUCUUUAUUUUUAUUUCACUGCUAAGAGAAAGUCUAGACGAGACAUUUAUAUUAUAUUAAUUUUACUCUCUUCCAGAGUACCAUUCAAGUUGAAAAAAAACAUUCAGAUAAAAAUCAAAAUUAGAAGAAGUAUCAAGUUUAUGAAAAGUGCAAAAAAUUUUCUGUGUUACGUGUUCUUGUUUGCCUGAACUGUUAGCAGAAAAAAAUUUGUUUAAAUAAAAUAAAUGAUUUUUUAGUGUGAACAAGGGAAAUUUAAUAUGCAGUUUCGUUGCAUCCAGAUGUUAUGUUUAAACUGUGCAAAACAAGUUUCAGACGAGCUACUUGUAAGAUAAGAAUCUACUUAAAAACAGGGAGACGACAGAUGAUCGUGUUUGGUAAACGGGAUUUUAGUCUGAUAUAAUAAUCGAUAGUUUUCACAUAUGAAGGAAAAUUUAACAUUCUUGGCAAACGAUAACAAACGAAAAAAAUGACAAUGUUAUCAAAUCUGGAUGCAGUAUGCGGAACUGCAACUAUUAUCAAAGAAAUGUCAUUUUUUGCUGCGACUAUCUCAAUUCUAUUAUUUAUCCUGACAGUACCGAUCAAUGGAAUAGUAUUCUUUGCAAUCAUGAAAUACCGUCAUAUGCUGCAUCGAAGUUUUUACUUGGUAAUUGCAAAUAUUGCAGCUGCAGAUCUUUGUGCAGGUGUGGUGGCAAACAUCUUCUCUUUAAGUUUCCACAUCAAAGAAGGAAUGGAACAGUAUAUUUCUACAGAUGAAAUAAAGGCAAUGCAUUAUACGUUUUUUGCAUUUAACGGAGUUUCCGUACUCUCAAUGACUGUACUGAGUUUGGAUAGAUUAGGUGUGCUGUUAAAUCCAUUCUAUUAUUACAACAAAAUGACCAAACGAAGAACAAUUCUUCUUCUACUCUUUACAUGGGGUUUAUCUAGUGGAUUAGCAGGUGCAUAUUUCAGAUUGGGGUAUAUUCGCUACCUUGCCAUUUUCAGUUUCACCACUAUUGUUUUAACAAUGGUUGUUAUGGUGACGACAAUGGCUUUAUUUAAACGACGACUAACUGAAAGUGAGAAAGCUGCUGUGGAAAACAAUACGGGAUCAGCUGACUUAAACACGGCAAAUAAAUCGCGCCAGCGCACUUUGCAUAACUUUACACAGAUGGAUAAGCGAGUGACAACAACAUUCCUCUGGAUGCUUGUUUUAUUUCUAGUAAAUUAUCUUCCAGUUCUUCUAGUUGUGUUGUACAUGAACUUAUGUGAACAUUGCAGCUGUGAAUUCAUACACGUAUCUAGAGACCUGGUAUUUUUAUCGAUUUUAUCGAGUGGGUUAUUUCGCGCAAUUAAUUUUAUCGUUCGUUUGACAGCGUUGCGAGAAGCAGUUAAGAGUAUGUUGAAGAUCCGACAAAAACAAGAAACAGUUGGAUAUGAUAUCAACUGUGUUUAAGGUACUUUACCUUAUCAGUAUCGCUUGUAUAUGUGUACAUAUCAACUAUAGGACUUCUUAAUCACGAAGAAACCAUAUUAUAAAUAUUAACUCUAUUCAAGACAAGAUUUUUGGGGAAGUAUAAAAAGCCAAGGAAGAAGGAAAACGUUAGUAUCCCCAUUAUGAUCAUAAAACUUGUUGUUGACUUGUUGUGUCUAUUGCUCACUGGUAAUUAUUUAAUUAAUUAAUUAAGGAACAGUUGGGAAUAUUUGAGAAAUUGCAAACCUCUUUUACACUCCGUUGAAGUUUAGCACGAUGUGGCGCUUUUUAUUAUUUCUUAAAGAAUUAGAAUUCAAAUACAAAUAAAAUUUGAUUUUAUCGUUUAAGUUCAAAUUCUUCUUCUUUAGGGAACUUCAAAGAACUCAAGUUUUUUUGCUGUUAAUUCCAGAUAAUGUGAACACAUAUUUUUUUAUAUCAAAUUCGGUUGUAGAACAACCUCAUCCCCAGGACUAUUUACUUCUCAACGGCGCUGCGCUUUCCUAUAGUUCUAGCGAAAUGGGUGCUGGGGUCGAGCUUGGGUUGUAGAAUGGCUGGUAAAACAAGAGCACACCUCAUAUUCGCAUUUUUUUAUUUCAACUCGAAAAAUGUUCGAGAAUAAGAAAAGAACUCUACAUCAGUUUCAUACCGCGCAGGCGAGCACUUUGUACUACAACUCUAAUCUAUCUUGCUACGUAUUAUCAUAUUUUUAUUUCCGUCACAAACACGAUCAAACAAGAAUUAAAAUGUCAAAUUGAAAAAGGAGCCUAGAAACUGCCAAUUAAAAUAGGUAGAAUAAGGUUCUUUUAUGCCUAACUGCAAAUAUACGCACGUAGAUAAGACAAAUUUAUUGGUUAUUCAGGAAAAGUAAAAAAUCAUCCAUCAAUGAUUUGGAGACAAGGUCUUAAAAGUACCAACUGUUAGGUGAAACAAAAUCGUUAAAGAAAACAAAAAGAUAAAAUAAAUGGAAUUUGGUAGCAAAACGAUCAUUAAGUAUUCUCUUUUGUUUCAACAUUUGCCGCCUCAAUAAAACUCUGUUGUUAUAAAAACAUAGACAAUAUAUGUAUUUCUUAACAUGUCUCACUGCUAUUUAUUCAUCCUGGCUGACCUUGGGAGCCUGACCUGAGGAAUUAAACAAAGUGAAAAGUUGCAAACGCGCUAAGUACAGAGUUUUUAAUCACGAUAACGCAGCCUGGGGGUAAGUCUUAUUGUCUCCCCUUGUGGCUUCUAUGAUUAAACCCAAGGGCUAGAAAAUUUUAGGGUUAGAUGAUGUAGGAACAAUGUAAAUUAUGUAUUAAUCAAUAAAGCAAUUGACCCCCUCUGCUCAUUGUUGCUACUGGCCUGCAGAAACAUGGUUAAAGAAAUGUGAGCGUCUCUAGAAACAUUAGCGAGUACGAUCGCCAGUAAAUAUCCGAAAUAAGAAAUCAUAUCUGGUUUUCUUUUAUAAAUACAUUGACUAUAAUAUUUUUAUUAGUUCAAAUCUCUUUGUUUUCUUUAUUAUAUGCUCGGAGCCUUUCGGACUUUCACGCAAAACAAGAACAUUUCAGGAUAUGGAUUUUCUUACAUUUUUUCUCAUGCUUAAACUUUUCUUUUCACCUACAACAAAUGCGAACUACUAUUCAUAUUGGCACGACUACUGUAUGAACACCAUUAUAAAGCUGCGUCGCCAGCAACAAAUUUCUGAUAUACACACAAAUACUAGAAACUUUUAAUAAUAAAAAAAUCCAUGAAAAUAGGAACAAAUAAGGCUAAAUACUGAGUGUUCUUACUUUUAGAAAUAAAAUAUGAACAAAUCAGAUACCAGCCCCAGGUCAACUUCCUUCCCAGGGUAUUUUGCUUUUUUGCUAAUUUUGAUUGCAGCGAAAAGGUUGUUUGCCGCCAUGUAGUAUGUUGUGUUUAUAUAUAUAUAUUCUUGAAUCAAAAUUCAUUGUUUAUGUUAGUCCGUAAAAUGUAACUUGUCAUGUGUAGUGUUACCAUUUAUCGUUAUGCCUUGUUUAUUCAUUUCUUUACUCACUUGUCCAGUCCCGUGUCUCAUUGUCUCGUACGUCCCACUUGUAUUGUAUCAUUAUGUUUUAUCUUAGCUAUAUGUAUUGUUUAAUUGUUAAUUGUUACUUGAUCGUGUCAUUAGGGAUUUCAUGUCAAUUACUUUAUAAUACGUUUUUUUUACAUUUUCAUUCAUUCCGUCAAAUCACAAAAACUGAGCAGUCACAAAAUAACUUUAUACAAAAAGCAUCAAACAAUUUGUUACACACGUCAAACUUUCAAGAAACAUUUUAGCGUAAUUCAAUUUCAAGUCUAUCUGGUUUUACACUUGGGCAAUCUGGUACGAUUAUUUAAAAAUAUAUUUCAAUUUAUUUUGUCAAACGUUUAUUAAAACUAAAUUUGUAUAUAUAUAUUUUUUAGUUUGAAUAACUUAACUUACCAUAUCAUCUCAGUUUUAAAAUUGUAUUCCGAGCAACCCGACCUUAAAACUGGAUAGACCCACAUAGUAGUAGGUACGAGGUUGGCCCUAAGUCAAAUUUUGCUGGUUCUUAUAAAAGGCAAACCCAGGGGGCGAGAUUGAGUGUCUAUUGUUGGUAACUGAGUUAUUCUUGGUAUAAAGAAGAAGAAUUUUAGAAAAAAAAAGAAAGAAAUUUUUUUCACAACUUUAGAAGAUUGCUUUCUAGAAAUAGGAAAGUCGCUGUUGAAAUGAUGGUGCGUUUAAAGCAAGCAGGUGGAGAACAAACAUACAAGCGGGAAGAUAGCUUUGAUUUAAUUUGUGGGAGUUUCAACACAACAAGGGUUAAAGAUGUCUCUAGCUAACUGGCCAACAACGUGUGCAGAACUUUCUGCUAGCUUAUAUCUUCUUUCCGGCAGGUUCGGCACUGGAACCACCAAAUGUUGUAAAAAAUCAAAAAUUUUGAUGAUCCUAGAACUUGGAAAAUCUAGCUAGUUUUACUUUAGCUAUACUUUUUCCCAUACCUCUGAUAAUCUUUUGUAGGGCCACUCACGCCUGUCGUGCUCGACCGGCGUUAACCUCAACGGUGUCUUCUUGUGCUGCUCCAAUACCUGCAAAAGGUAGUGGAAUAGAUGCAACAUUUUUAAGUACUGUCAGGAGACUUGUUCAAGUCUUGAUUUUGUUGUGUAUAAAGACCUGUGAGGCUUUACAGUCUGGAGAAAAUUGUUAAGAUAGGUUUUGAACUUUCCUACUGUCCAUCCAGUUAGGUCUCUUAAGCUUUCUGGGAAGAGAAUUAAAGAGUUUGGGUGCUUGAUAACGAAGGGUUAGUGCAGAAGGGAAGAAGAAGAAGUCACUUACUUCUGCUGGCAGAAUUCACUUCUCCCUUUUCCCUGCUCCCACUUCUGGGAGUUUGAUUUUACAAGGUACUUCGAAAAAAUGAUUAUAACUGCAAGCAAUAUUCUAGAUGGGGUACAACUAGUGAUCUCCAUAAUCAAAAUGACUGGAGAAAGCAGCAGUGGCAAAGAAAUGGAUUCAGGUUCAAAAUAUGAGGUUGACGUGACCACAUGUUGUAUACAAAAUGUGACAGUAUUUAUGGACAGAGCUGAAGUUAAUCGCAAAGUUACGGUUGAAACUGUUCCGGGAAGUUUUGGUACAGAAUCUUCCAUCUGUCAUUGACAAAGAUUCAAUAAGAGUGACCUGUUAUGGUAAAGCUACAAUUGUUGAAGUAGCGUAUCAGGAAAAAGCCAUUUCACAAAAAGGUGAAACAGAAGAUGAAUUAAAACUCAAAGCAACAGAAGCUGAAAAGACAGAAAGUUCAAUCAAAGAUUUGACUACUCAGAAGUUGAAACUUGUUGAAAGGAUAAAAUUGGCUGAAAAUGAAAAGGACCUGCUGGAAAAAUAUAGAGUGUGCAUUUCUUCUG
Hydractinia symbiolongicarpus is the source of this 5842-nucleotide messenger RNA. RefSeq names its product D(5)-like dopamine receptor. The coding region runs from base 1004 to 1969 and encodes 321 amino acids. The record is from RefSeq and is a predicted model, not a curated record. Gene Ontology annotation, molecular function: G protein-coupled receptor activity. The transcript is spliced from 4 exons. Gene Ontology annotation, cellular component: membrane. Gene Ontology annotation, biological process: G protein-coupled receptor signaling pathway. NCBI's taxonomy places the organism in Eukaryota, Metazoa, Cnidaria, Hydrozoa, Anthoathecata, Hydractiniidae.